AUGUUUGGCACGCGCGGUGGGCGCAGCCGUUGUGGCGAUAACUCGCCCAAUCACAAGCACAGCGUUUCGGCUCGGGCGCGCGUGGCGUCAACACUGCAGCUGCGUCGUAGCCGCUACGCAACGGGGCGGAGGCGCGUGCCGAGAUCACUGGACCCGCCUCCCUCGCACACGCACGCGGCCAGGCCACGCGCCGCAGACACUGUCGACUCGCCUCCAGCUCCGCUGCCGCCGCCGCCCGCCCAGCGCCUGCCUGCUGGCUGCGGCGGCCGGGUGGGGGCAGUGAACAGCGUGCUGAGCUGGGAGCUGCGGAGGGGGCGCGUGGAGGUUGGUGGGCUAAGCCUGCGGGGGGCGGCGGGCAGGGAAUGGGUGGGGGAAGGGAGCGUUAUGGAAGUUCUGGAGAAGCCCAGCGCGCACUUCCAUCUCCCGCAUGCUCUGAAGACCGAGUCGCGAAUCUGGGGUGUUUGUAAUGAAGAAGCGAGGUUAGAAAGUGACACGGCAGCGCUUGUGCCGGCGCAGGAGGGGGCGAGGAGGAGGAGGGAGAGGUGGAGGCGGAUGCUGAUUCGAAAACUCCCCGCCCUGCUCCGCCGCUUCGUCCCACCCCGCCCCGCCGCCGCCCCAGCUGCCGCCGCCGCCGCCGCCCUCGCGAGCACGCUGCCGCUGGCGCCGGCGCCGGCGCCGGCGCCGCCGUUGACGCUGCCGCCGCCGCCGCCGCCAGAGCGCUCUGUCGACGCGGAUGCGAGGCGCGAACCGCCCCACGCCCCUCUUGCGAACUCUAAAGUCACCCCGCUGGAGACGGCUCGGCGCUGGUAUGGCGCCAUGUUGACGACCUGCCCCAACUGCCUCCACGUCUUCGACCACCCCCUGUCGUCGUCAUGUUGCGUCAGCAGCCGCUCUGCCCACGACCCGUCUCCGCCUGCCCCCCACCCGCACCACCACCCGCUCCCCCACCACUCUCCGCCGCCUGGGGCGGGGGCGCCGGGGGCGGGGGCGGGGCCGCCACCGCCGCCGCUGCUGCUGUCAGCGACGCUGCAGCUGCCACCCAGCGCCGUGCCCACCACGUGCACGCUGGCGGUGACGGCGUCGGAGCCGCCGCUGCGGGCGCUCGCCGGCAUGGCCGGGGGCGGCCUCGUCCUGCAGCAGCACCCGCUCGCCGUGGACUCGCCGAAGGCUUCGCCCGCGGGGGCGGGGGCGGGAGCGUCGGGGCUGGCCCCGCAGCCGUCGCCGUCGGCGCCGCUGUCCUUCGUCCUGCCGGCGGUGGCCGGGCCGCCGCGGGCGCUGGGCUCGCUGCCGCUGCCCUUCCAGUGGGCGGUGCCGGGGCCCGCCCAUGCGGCGGUGCACGUGAACGUGCAGGUGCCGGCGAGCGCCCCGCUGCCUCAGUCCGAGACGGACCUGGAGCGGCUGGCCGCCACCAUGAGCUCGCUGCGGGCCUCGGGCUGGUACUACGAGGGCCUGUCGUGGCAGGAGAGCGCGGACCUGCUGCAGGCGACGGCGCCGGGCACCUUCCUGGUGCGCGACUCGUCCGACCCGCGCUUCCUCUUCUCGCUGAGCGUGCAGACGGAGCGCGGGCCCACCAGCGUGCGCCUGCACUACGUGUGCGGCAGCUUCCGGCUGGACGCCGAGCCGCGCCUGGCGCCGCUAAUGCCGCUCUUCCACUGCGUGGUGCAGCUGGUGGAGCACUACGUGGAGCGCACGCGCCACCGCCGCGAGGACAAGCCUCCGCGGGACAAGGAGCAGGUGUGGGUGGACGCGCGCGGCCAGAUGUACUCGCACAUCGUGCUGCGCAGCCCGCUCUACAAGCGCAGCCAGCGGCCCAGCCUGCAGCACCUGGCGCGCCUCGCCAUCAACAAGCAGUUGCGCGCGGCGGGCCGGGCGCCCGCGGAGGGCGCGCCGCAACUGCCGCUGCCGGCGCCGCUGCGGGCCUUCGUCGGCGAGUACCCGUACACGGCGUGA
Gryllus bimaculatus (two-spotted cricket) is the source of this 1950-nucleotide messenger RNA. The record is from the annotation of a GenBank genome assembly. NCBI's taxonomy places the organism in Eukaryota, Metazoa, Arthropoda, Insecta, Orthoptera, Gryllidae.